Molecule: messenger RNA, 1101 nt
Organism: Penicillium salamii
Lineage: Eukaryota; Fungi; Ascomycota; Eurotiomycetes; Eurotiales; Aspergillaceae
Source: the annotation of a GenBank genome assembly
AUGGUUGUUUACGCCGAUGCUGCCCCGUCCCUGGCGGGGAGCACGAUUAUGCUCACGAUAUUGGCUUUCAUCACAUAUGGCUUGCGGGUCUACUGCAGAGUGACUCGCAGGUCGUGGGGUGUAGAGGAUUGGAUUAUGACGGGUGCAAUGGUACCCUUCGCUGUGCUUGUUGCAGGAUGUAUUGGAGGAGCCUUCAAUGGACUGGGCGCGAAGAAUGCGACUCUCGCCCAAAGUGGCAACGAAAAAUACUCUACAGAAGGAAAAAAGUUCUUCCUCAUCUUUGAAGUCGGCUACUGCGCUGCCAUUAUUCCCAUCAAGCUCAGUAUCAGUUGGAUGUUGAUUCGAGUGGCCCAAGGUCGCAAGGCAUACCUCUACGUGCAAUAUGUUGUCAUCGCUACCUUCGUGUGUAUGAACUUCAUUGCCCUGAUCUUCAUUUUGACAAACUGCAUACCCGUCGAGGCUGCUUGGAGCGCCUCGGCACUUGCGAAUGGAGGCCACUGCAAGCCAAGCUAUGUUCUUGCGGACGUUUACUACGCCUGUACCGCCGUGAAUAUUGUCACCGACUGGAUCACAGCUUUCCUCCCGGUACCUUUGCUCUGGAAUGUGCAAAUUAACCGCAACACCAAAAUUUCGAUCAUUGGCCUGAUGGGUCUCGGUAUCUUUGCAUCACUAUCAGCAUGUGUUCGACUUAAAUACACCGUCGCCCUCACCAACCAAAACGAUUAUCUCUACGGCGUCGCAGACGUGGUCAUCUGGGGAUUCGCAGAGAACAGCAUCGGCAUGAUCGUUGGAAAUGUGGCUACUCUGCGCCCAUUGUUCCGUAUUCUGCGCGACGGCAAGACUUCCGAUUACAAGAACUACCACCAAUCACCCGGAUACAACAACUCGCACCGCACUGGAGGAAUGAUGAACUCUCGCAACUACGAGCUCAGUGAGAAUGUCAAGGGCCUCAACCAUAUGACUACUACGUCGGCUAUUGAUCACAAUCCUCGGGGUAGCUUGAGUGACGGGGAUAGUCAGAAGGAGAUCCUUGAUAAUGGUCAACGGCCUGGUGAGGCUGAUAUUGUCGUGAGUCGGCAGAUUCACGUGGCGUAUAACUGA